AUGUUGGAAAUAAACGUUGUUGGAGACGAGCUUCUUGGAGUAUCUAUGAUGUAUGCUAUGACGGUUGGGAAGGUGGACGCGAACGCCUCAGUGAUGAUGGCACCAGAGGCAGACCAGAUGAAACACUCGAUUUGCCCUGGAGUAUCCACAAUACAGUGCUUAAACUUGUCUGAUUUCUUGUCGACCAAGCCGAUCACCUGGUCAAUUUUAGUGGAGAACAGGUUGAGUGACGUGACAAUAGCUCCGUUGGGACCCAAAUUGUAG
Messenger RNA from Ogataea philodendri, 264 nucleotides. RefSeq lists its product as uncharacterized. The record is from RefSeq and is a predicted model, not a curated record. The transcript has a single exon. Bases 1 to 264 code for a protein of 87 amino acids. NCBI's taxonomy places the organism in Eukaryota, Fungi, Ascomycota, Pichiomycetes, Pichiales, Pichiaceae.